ACUCCAGCGGCCCCCAGCAGGAAGAGCCCCUCAAGAACCCAGAGGACCCUUCCUCCAGGAACAAAGAUGGAGGAAGAUUAUCAGAACAACUCGACUGAGUAUUACGACACGGACUAUGACGACGCCAUCUUGGUACUGGAGGACAUGUCCCCCCGCGAAGGCAGGGCGGCCAGGAUCUUCCUGGUGGUCAUCUACAGCCUCAUCUGCUUCCUGGGCAUCCUGGGCAACGGCGUGGUCAUCGUCAUCGCCACGUUCAAGAUGAAGCGGACGGUGAACACCGUGUGGUUCCUCAACCUGGCGGUGGCCGACUUCCUGUUCAACCUCUUCCUGCCGCUGCACAUCGCAUACACGGCCCUCGACUACCACUGGGUCUUCGGCACGGCCAUGUGCAAGAUCAGCAACUUCCUGGUCAUCCACAACAUGUACACCAGCGUCUUCCUGCUCACGGCCAUCAGCUUUGACCGCUGCGUCUCGGUGCUGCUGCCGGUGUGGGCCCAGAACCACCGCAGCGUGCGGCUGGCCUAUACCGCCUGCCUGCUCAUCUGGGUCCUGGCCUUCUUCCUCAGCUCCCCGUCCCUCGUCUUCCGGGACACGGCCCUGAUGCACGGGAGGGUCUCCUGCUUCAACAACUUCAGCCUGUCGGCCGCCCCCGCCCCCCCGGGGCUUGGCCACGCCGCCCCCGGCACCGUGGGGUUCAGCCGACAACUGGUGGUGACCGUCACGCGCUUCCUCUGCGGCUUCCUGGUCCCCGUCCUCAUCAUCUCCGUCUGCUACGCCACCAUCGUCUGCAAGCUGCGCCGGAACCGCCUGGCGAAGAACAAGAAGCCCUUUAAGAUCAUCGUCACCAUCAUCGUCACUUUCUUCCUCUGCUGGUGCCCCUACCACACGCUCUACCUCCUGGAGCUGCACCACCGCGCCCUGCCCGGCCUGGUCUUCAGCCUGGGCCUGCCGCUGGCCACCGCCAUCGCCAUGGCCAACAGCUGCGUGAACCCCAUCCUCUACGUCUUCAUGGGGCAGGACUUCAAGAAGUUCAAGGUGGCCCUCCUCUCCCGCCUGGUCAACGCGCUGAGCGAGGACACCGGCCACUCCUCCUACCCCAGCCACCGGAGCUUCACCAAGAUGUCCUCCGUGAACGAGCGGUCCUCCGUGAACGAGCGAGAGACCGGCGUGCUCUGAGCC
Molecule: messenger RNA, 1179 nt
Organism: Sorex fumeus (smoky shrew)
Lineage: Eukaryota; Metazoa; Chordata; Mammalia; Eulipotyphla; Soricidae
Gene: CMKLR1
Product: chemerin chemokine-like receptor 1
Exons: 2
Coding region: 67-1176 (369 amino acids)
Biological process (GO): chemotaxis; positive regulation of cytosolic calcium ion concentration; regulation of calcium-mediated signaling
Cellular component (GO): plasma membrane
Molecular function (GO): G protein-coupled receptor activity; complement receptor activity
Source: RefSeq, a predicted model, not a curated record